Messenger RNA from Silurus meridionalis, 1304 nucleotides. It is a transcript of the gene eif3i, whose product is annotated as eukaryotic translation initiation factor 3, subunit I. Gene Ontology annotation, cellular component: eukaryotic translation initiation factor 3 complex, eIF3m; cytoplasm. NCBI's taxonomy places the organism in Eukaryota, Metazoa, Chordata, Actinopteri, Siluriformes, Siluridae. Gene Ontology annotation, molecular function: protein binding; translation initiation factor activity; RNA binding. Gene Ontology annotation, biological process: cytoplasmic translational initiation. The record is from RefSeq and is a predicted model, not a curated record.
UGUCCGGUCUUCUUUUCAGAAGAACCGGAAGUAAGACGUUCCUUUUCCGUUUUAAACCCGGCGCUUAGCAGCACGCGCAUGGAGUAUUGAAAUAUACGUAGGUCUAAUACGCGGAUCUUUAUUAAGAAGAUACAGAGUGAGCGAGAUUAUCAAGCAUGAAACCCAUCCUUCUGCAGGGCCAUGAAAGGUCCAUCACUCAGAUUAAAUACAACAGAGAGGGCGACCUGCUGUUCUCCGUGGCCAAAGACCAGUUUGUGAACGUGUGGUACUCAGUCAAUGGCGAGAGACUUGGCACUUACAACGGCCACACCGGAGCUGUGUGGUGUGUGGAUGUCGACUGGGACACGAAGCAUGUCCUGACCGGAUCCGCCGAUAACAGCUGCAGACUCUGGGACUGUGAAACAGGUAAACAGCUUGCCGUGCUCGAUACCAACUCGGCGGUGAGGACGUGCGGAUUCGACUUCAGCGGGAACAUCAUCAUGUUCUCCACGGACAAACAGAUGGGCUACCAGUGCUACCUGAACUUCUUUGAUCUCCGAGACCCUCAACAGAUCGAGGACAACCAGUCGUAUCUCUCGGUGCCGUGCAGCGAGUCCAAGAUCACGAGUGCGGUGUGGGGGCCUCUGGGGGAGUUUGUGAUCGCAGGACACGACGGAGAAAUCAACCAGUUCAGCGCCAAGUCUGGGGAUAUCCUGACGAAAGUGAAGGAGCACACAAAGCAGAUCAACGACAUCCAGUCCUCUAUAGACCUCACAAUGUUCAUCACGGCCUCUAAAGACUGCGCUGCCAAGCUGUUUGACUCGGCCUCUCUUGACCACAUCAAAACCUUCAAGACCGAGCGACCCGUGAACUCUGCCGCCAUCUCGCCCAUCAUGGACCACGUGGUCAUGGGAGGAGGUCAGGAAGCCAUGGAGGUCACGACCACUUCCACCAGGAUCGGCAAAUUCGAAGCCAGGUUUUUCCAUGCAGCCUACGAAGAGGAGUUUGGAAGAGUGAAGGGUCACUUCGGCCCGAUCAACUGUGUGGCGUUUCACCCAGAUGGCAAAAGUUACAGCAGUGGCGGUGAGGACGGUUACGUCAGAAUUCACUACUUCGAUCCUCAGUACUUCGAUUUCGAGCUCGAGGCGUAAAAUCACAGCCGACGUUCCCGUUUUAACAUCAGCUUAGCCACCAGAUACACGCAGGGGUUCAGUCACACAUACAGCCUCUUUUCUUUUUUUUUUUUACUUUACUGUUCACUUGGUUUCCAUGACCUGUGCGUUCGCUGGCUGGAAUAUUUAAUAAAUCAUUCUCCAUUAACAGAC